This is a messenger RNA of Aspergillus oryzae RIB40, 1881 nucleotides long. Its product is annotated as amidase family protein. The transcript has a single exon. NCBI's taxonomy places the organism in Eukaryota, Fungi, Ascomycota, Eurotiomycetes, Eurotiales, Aspergillaceae. The record is from RefSeq and is a predicted model, not a curated record. Bases 1 to 1881 code for a protein of 626 amino acids.
AUGACCAACAUGGUUUCGUGGAAGCAAACCUUCAUUAAAGUCCUUGUCUUGGGCUCGGCCUUCGAAGGUGGCAGCGCAAGCCCUCUUUCUUUGUCGAAUAUACUACAAACAUCUGAAGCUGUCUCCUAUCAACUGGGUGACACUACCUAUCUUGCCAAUGCAAAAGAACCCCGGGAUACAUUGACCAUCAUCAACCCCAAGGUUGACAAUCACUACGCUACUGGCACAAUCAUAACCUUGACAGUCAUCCCCGCCAACGAGACCAUCGUGACUGCUCACCACCUCAAUGCCACAAUCUCGAGCUAUUUGGCAAAUGACGAUGUUUUCUCAACAGAGUUUCUCGGUGCCGUCUAUCUCACCUCAUCUGCCGGCAAUACCAGUGUAACUGCCGAUGCUUUGGAGUAUCUUUCGAGCGCCGGUGCAGAGACCAUCUAUCUUGACUCCAUUGUCUUCAAGAGCCAGGGCAGACGAGCAAUAUCGAUCCACCACAAGUCCGCUAAGACUCUGGCGCCUGGUCCAUAUACUGCCGUGAUGUCGAAAGACAAGGUUAGUCUUCUAGACACGUACCGCCUAUACCCAGACAUGUAUCGUGAUUUCGUCACCGGUAUGUAUCCGUCCAACGAUGGCAGCGGCUCUUUUGUACCACUUCAAUCUAUGUCUUCAAGGCUCUGGGCACCGUUGGUCCCCGUGCCGAGCCGCAUCCAUUCAUGGGGAGACCCACGGCCGUUAGCUGGCAAACGAGUGGCAGUCAAGGAUAUAUUCGACAUCAAAGGGGUGCAGACGUCAGCGGGAAGCCAAGCGUGGGUUCAGAUCACGCCUGUUGCCAACAGAACCGCACCCGCGAUUCAGCGACUGGUUGAUCUGGGCGCAAUUCUAGUGGGGAAGCAAAAGUUGGCACAGUUUGCUUCCGGCGCGAAUGCCUGGGAUUGGACAGAUGGGCAAGCUCCUUUUAACCCACGGGGUGAUGGAUACUUGACUUGCGCAGCAUCAAGCUCCGGCGGAGCCUGCUCCAUUGCGGCGUACGACUGGCUGGAUGCCGCGAUUGGCAGUGACACUGGCGUUUCCAUCCGUCGCCCAGCGGCUGUUACAGGAACCUUUGGAAACAGACCCAGUCAGGGAAUGAUCACGCUGCAGGGUAUGCUUGCCCAGAAUUGGGCUGAGGACACAGCUGGUGUUCUGUGUCGGAAUCCGGCCGAAUGGGCCAGGUUUGCCAAGGCUUGGUAUACUCCAGAACUUCACCAGCCAGCGUCGAUUACAGGGUUAUCUCCCCUGUCGGUUCCGGACACAAUGGCCUUCCCGACCCAGAUACUGUAUCCAGAAGAGCAAUUUCCCCUCGUGAAUCCUGCCGCUCAGAAGAUCCUUGAGCCUUUCCUCUCCACCAUAGCAAAGGAACUCAACAUGAGUAUCAAAUACACGAACCUUAGCGCUACGCUCAUUGAGGCGCCUAUCUUCUCGGACAAUAAUAACACCAUGGACCGUCUCCUGACGGCAACGGCUGCCCUAACAUAUUGGUCAUCGCAUGUAGCUGUUGCUGACCCUCUGAUGACCGAAUGGGCACGCCGUUACGAAGGACGCUUUCCCCCAGUAGAUCCGCUGUGGCGCAAAGAGUGGUCGCAAUUCAACGCCAGCGUCAUCAAUCAAGCAGCAUACGACCAGGCCUUACAGGAUAAAAGGAAGGGUGUCGACUGGUUCGAAAGGAAUGUGUUACCAGAGACGCCCCAAUCCUGCUCGGAGUCAUUAUUGAUUUGUGACAUUGGCACUGGUGGACUGCCCAGUUUUCGCGAGAAAGCUCUUAACGAGGGUCCCAAUGCUACGUUUCUGGGAAGGAUGCCAGAUUGGGCCGCGAUACCUUGUUCCAUGAUCUGUCCUAUUUUUGGGUGA